Medicago truncatula (barrel medic) is the source of this 718-nucleotide messenger RNA. RefSeq names its product cyclin-dependent kinases regulatory subunit 1. The record is from RefSeq and is a predicted model, not a curated record. Gene Ontology annotation, molecular function: cyclin-dependent protein serine/threonine kinase regulator activity. The transcript has 4 exons. Lineage: Eukaryota; Viridiplantae; Streptophyta; Magnoliopsida; Fabales; Fabaceae. Bases 197 to 463 code for a protein of 88 amino acids.
CAGAAAAACAAAAAAAACACUUCAAAAAAGAAGAAUGAUCUAAAUACGAAUUUACCAUUUUCUCCCUUUCAUUUCCAAACCCUUCAAAUAAAUUUCCAAUAUAUUCCUACUUUACACUCUCACAAACUCUCAUCUUCAUUUUCACUCAUCACAGAUUCAAUUUGAGCUUUUCACAAACCCUAAUUUUUGAAGCAGUAUGGGUCAGAUCCAGUACUCUGAGAAGUAUUUCGAUGACACUUAUGAGUACAGGCAUGUUGUUCUUCCUCCAGAGGUUGCGAAGUUGCUUCCCAAGAAUCGACUUCUCUCUGAAAAUGAAUGGCGCGCAAUUGGAGUGCAGCAGAGCCGUGGCUGGGUUCAUUAUGCAAUUCAUCGUCCUGAGCCACACAUUAUGCUCUUCAGAAGGCCAUUGAAUUAUCAGCAGCAGCAGGACAACCAGGCCCAGCAGGGCAUGCUGGUCAAAUGAUGAUUUUAGCUUCUUGAAAAUCUAAAAUUGGAGUACAAUUAUCAUAUAUAGGUUUUUUAUUGUCUGUUAUAACAUGUUGUGGUAUUCUCUUCUCUAGAGAAUUUGAUUUUCGUUUGCAAACACCAUGUUUUCUAAUGUUUGUUGGUGUACUUCUCGUGUACACAUAGUUUGGUGGAUUAUAAUAUGCUCGUUACUAUGCUAAUGAUCUUGCAGAAUCAAUUCCAGUAAUCCUGUUAUAUCACUUGAAUAGGAGUA